Molecule: messenger RNA, 1089 nt
Organism: Megalops cyprinoides (Indo-Pacific tarpon)
Lineage: Eukaryota; Metazoa; Chordata; Actinopteri; Elopiformes; Megalopidae
Product: photoreceptor outer segment membrane glycoprotein 2-like
Exons: 3
Coding region: 1-1089 (362 amino acids)
Biological process (GO): visual perception
Cellular component (GO): membrane
Source: RefSeq, a predicted model, not a curated record
AUGGCAGUCCUGAAAGUGACGUUCACCAGGACCAAUAGGGACAAGUUGGCCCAGGCUCUGUGGUUCCUGAACUGGAUCUCCGUGGUGACGGGGGUCAUCCUCCUCAGCCUCGGCCUCUUCCUGAAGGUGGAGCUCCAGAAGCGCGGCGAGCUGAUGUCGGAGCGCGACGUCCACGCCGUCCCCCACAUGCUGAUCGGCGUGGGCCUCGCCGCCUGCGCCAUCAACUUCCUGGGCGGGAAGAUGUGCUGUGAGGGCGCGGACGCCGCCGCCUUCCUCCGCUGGAAGCUGCUCAUGCUCCCCUACAUCGUUGUCACCUUCUGCUUCACCUUCUGCCUCCUGGCGGGGGCGCUGCUGUGUCACAGCACGCGCGGCCAGCUGGAGGAGUCGCUGGCGCUGGGGCUUCGCGACGCUCUGCGCCACUACAAGGACACGGACACGCCGGGCCGCUGCUACCUCAAGCGCACCGUGGACCUGCUGCAGAUCCAGUUCCAGUGCUGCGGCAACAACGGCUUCCGGGACUGGUUCCAGAUCCAGUGGGUCAGCAAACGCUACCUGGACAUGUCGCAAUCAGAGGUGGUGGAUCGCCUAAGGAGUAACGUGGAGGGGAAGUACCUGACGGACGGGGUGCCUUUCAGCUGCUGCAACCUUAACUCCCCCAGGCCCUGCAUCCAGCAUCAGAUCACCAACAACUCGGCCCACUUCAACUACAACUUUGAGGUGGAGGAGCUGAACCUGUGGCAGCGCGGCUGCCGGCAGGCCCUGCUGGACUACUACACCCAGAUCAUGCACUCCAUCGGCUCCAUCGUGCUCCUCAUCUGGCUCUUCGAGCUGUCGGUGCUGACGGGGGUGCGCUACCUGCAGACGUCCAUGGAGAACGUCCUGCGUCUGGGGGACCCUGAUUCCGAGUCCGAUGGCUGGCUGCUGGAGAACAGCUUUGCAGAGACAGCCCGCUACAACUUCAACAUCAUCAAGAACCUGGGCAAGUGCUACCAGGGUGACGAGGAUGACGACCCCAACAUUAACAUCCCCACCGCGGUCGAGCACAGGCAAGACAAUGUGCCGCCCAAAAAAAUCUCUGCGGCUAGCUAG